Pelmatolapia mariae (spotted tilapia) is the source of this 2189-nucleotide messenger RNA. RefSeq names its product IL2 inducible T cell kinase (gene itk). NCBI's taxonomy places the organism in Eukaryota, Metazoa, Chordata, Actinopteri, Cichliformes, Cichlidae. Gene Ontology annotation, molecular function: non-membrane spanning protein tyrosine kinase activity; ATP binding; protein binding. The record is from RefSeq and is a predicted model, not a curated record. The coding region runs from base 32 to 1885 and encodes 617 amino acids. Gene Ontology annotation, biological process: intracellular signal transduction; B cell receptor signaling pathway; T cell receptor signaling pathway. Gene Ontology annotation, cellular component: plasma membrane. The transcript is spliced from 17 exons.
AUUUCUCAUUGCGCUUCUCAUAGCUGGUAAAAUGUUCCCCAGGGUGAUUUUGAAGGGAACUCUGAUCAAAAAAUCUCAACAGAAGAAGCGAGUGUCACCCUGUAACUAUAAAGAGAGAUUUUUUGUGUUGGAUACCCAAGACCUGAAGUAUUCUGAACGUCGUCCCGGGAAAAAGCCUUUGCUGAAAGGUUGUAUCGAGCUGUCCAGAAUUAAGUGCGUGGAGAUUGUGUGUACUGAUGUGCCCAUACCAUGCAGCUUUAAGUACCCUUUUCAGGUUUUUCAUGACAGUUAUUACCUCUACAUAUUUGCACCAGACAAUGAUUGCCGUCAGAAAUGGGUCAGAGCUCUUAAAGAGGAGACAAAGAAUAACAACUUAGUUCCAAAAUACCACCCAAACUUCUGGAUGGAUGGAAAAUGGAGAUGCUGCCAGCAAACAGAGAAACUGGCGACUGGGUGCAACGUGUACGACCCAGUGGGCUAUGCCUCUAAAAAGCCGCUUCCCAGCCUCCCGGAGCCAGAGAUGGAGCUGGAAGAUUCGGGGCAACAGAAGGUCAUCGCUUUGCAAAACUACACGCCACAGGGAGACAAUGACUUACCUCUUCAGAAAGAUCAGGAGUAUCUCCUGGUUAAGAAUUCCCAUUCCACCUGGUGGCUUGUACAGGAUGAGAGAGGAAACUCGGGUUUUGUGCCCAGUACGUACGUAGCUGAAAAAUCCAUCAACAACUUUGAAAGAUUUGAAUGGUACAACAAAAACAUUAGCAGAGCGCAAGCAGAAGAAUUGCUAAUGAAAGAGGGUAAGGAAGGUGCAUUCAUGGUGCGGGACUCAAGACAGGCGGGAGUGUACACAGUGUCUGUUUUCACCAAAGCACCAGGGUCUAACGGGGAGAAGAAUCCGAGAGUGAAGCAUUACCAAAUCAGACAGACCGAAACGAGCCCAGCUUCUUUUUACCUGGCAGAGAAGUACCUGUUUAGCACCAUUCCUGAGCUCAUAUAUUACCACCAGCACAAUGCUGCGGGGCUAAUAACACGGCUGAGACACGCUGUCUCUCAAGGUGGACGCUGCUCCCAGGAUGCUACUGAUAUCGCAAAAGAUCAGUGGGAAGUGGACCCUGAGGAGCUGAUACUGGGUCAGGAGAUAGGCAGCGGCCAGUUUGGACUGGUGCUGGAAGGCAGCUGGAGGGAUCUCAAGGUAGCGGUGAAGAUGGUAAGAGAAGAGUGCAUGUCAGACGAGGAAUUUAAAGAAGAGGCACGGAUUAUGAUGAGACUCUCUCACUCUAAGCUGGUACAGCUGUAUGGCGUGUGCACACAGCAUUCUCCCAUCUGCCUCGUGUUUGAGUACAUGGACAACGGCUGCCUGACGGACUACCUGCGAGAAAGGAAAGGCUCCUUGUCUCAGGAUAUAUUGUUGGGGAUGUGUCUGGAUGUCAGUGAAGGGAUGGCUUAUCUAGAGAUGUCCAACUUCAUCCACAGAGAUCUGGCUGCCAGGAACUGUCUCGUCUCAAAGAACAACGAGGUGAAGGUAUCUGACUUUGGAAUGACCAGAUUUGUUCUUGAUGAUCAGUACACGAGCUCACAGUGCUCCAAGUUCCCUGUCAAGUGGUCAGCCCCAGAGGUCAUCAGAUACUGCAAAUUCAGCACCAAGUCUGACGUCUGGUCGUUCGGUGUGCUCAUGUGGGAGGUGUACAACGAAGGCCGACUCCCCUAUGAGAACCGCACUAAUGCAGAAGUGGUGGACUCCCUGAACGCAGGCCUGAGGCUCCUGAAGCCGCGCUUGGCCCCGGACUCUGUCCACCUACUCAUGGAGUGGUGUUGGAAGGAGAAACCAGACGAUCGCCCAACAUUUGGGCUCCUCUUUCACGAGCUGGCCUCCCUUUCAGACACCUGAACCAACAUGUGAUUUUGUGAUUUUUUUUUAUAUAUAAUAUUUAUUUUAUUUAUUGACUGUAACCAGUUGCUUGUCAGUUGUAAAGUUAGAUAAUUCCCAAAUAAUUUUAUAUCCUGGAUUUUGCACUUUAUCUCUUUCGUAGCUUUGUAAGUAUCCCCUGAGAGCUCACACAGUCCAUUCACACAGCUACUGGUGCUUCCUGCAGAAUCAUGUAAAGGUUUGAGUAAUUCUAUAAGCCAUAUAAAAGUGAGAUGUUUGCUUUUCAGUCAGCUGACUGUCAUUAAACAGAAUGUUUUACAUCUUG